This is a messenger RNA of Astyanax mexicanus (Mexican tetra), 3353 nucleotides long. RefSeq names its product protein NYNRIN-like. Lineage: Eukaryota; Metazoa; Chordata; Actinopteri; Characiformes; Acestrorhamphidae. Gene Ontology annotation, molecular function: nucleic acid binding. The record is from RefSeq and is a predicted model, not a curated record. Gene Ontology annotation, biological process: DNA integration. Bases 263 to 2353 code for a protein of 696 amino acids. The transcript is spliced from 2 exons.
AGGUAAACACAAUUUGGACGCAGAUGCUCUUUCAAGACGUCCUCAUGACACUGAGCUGGACGACCCUACCUCCCAAAAAGAGCAAGACAGAAUCCGCCAAUUUACACUGCAGCAUCUGCCUGAGUUUGAUAAUGACACCCGAGUUGGUCCUGAAGUAGUUCAAGCCAUUUGUGAAGCCCGUCUUGUACGUCAACCUUCUGACUCUGCAUCAGAAAGCUCCAGUGUUCCAUUGGUGGAGUCCCUUGCAGCCCAUCCAGAUUCCAUGCCUGAUGGUUUUGUGCAAGGAGAGCAUUUUGAUGGAUUCCCGGUCAUUUCUAAGGUGUCCAAGGAAGAAGUCCGUGAAAAACAGAGAUCUGACUCUGUUAUUCGGGAAGUGAUCUCCUCUCUAGAAGGGGGAGGGGUGCCAUCUCCUUCUGUGAAGAGGGAGAUUCCACAACUUUCUCUUAUGUGCAGAGAGUGGAACAGAUUACUUUUAAUAAAUGGAAUACUGUACAGGAAAAGACAAGAAGGUCCAGAGGUGCAGUAUCAGUUGGUUCUGCCUGAAGAAUGGAGAGAAACAGUUAUGACCAGCCUACACGAUGACAUGGGUCACUUAGGCAUAGAACGCACCCUUGAUCUAGUGAGGUCACGAUUCUAUUGGCCUAGAAUGGCAGUUGAAGUUGACCAAAAGAUCAAAACCUGCCGUCAAUGUGUUCUCCGCAAAGCACCAUUGGAGAAAGCAGCCCCCUUAGUGAAUAUUCGAGCCAGCAGACCUUUAGAGCUGGUAUGCAUGGAUUUCCUUUCUAUUGAACCUGACCGCAGUAACACUAAAGAUGUCUUGGUAAUCACUGAUUUCUUUACUAAAUAUGCAGUAGCAGUACCUACUCCCAACCAGAAGGCAAGAACAGUUGCUAAAUGCUUAUGGGAGAACUUUAUAGUUCACUACGGCAUCCCAGAAAGACUACACAGUGAUCAAGGCCCUGACUUCGAAUCAAAGACCAUCAAAGAGCUGUGCGAAGUCAUUGGUACCCGGAAGGUGCGUACCUCACCGUAUCACCCAAGGGGAAAUCCAGUUGAACGCUUUAACCGAACUCUGUUGAGCAUGCUCGGAACCCUGAAAGGAGAGCAGAAGUCACAUUGGCGUGAUUUUGUGAAGCCUUUAGUGCAUGCUUAUAACUGCACAAAACACGAAAGCACUGGAUAUACUCCCUACGAGCUCAUGUUCGGAAGAAAGCCCCGAUUACCAAUUGACCUUGCCUUUGAUGUGUCAUUGAGUCAACAGAAAGGAACAUCCCACUCUCAGUAUGUAAAACAUCUGAAAACACAACUGGAAGAGAGUUAUAAGUUGGCUAUGGGGAAUGCUGCAAAGAUGGCGGAGAAAAACAAGACCAGGUUUGAUAAAAAGGUAACUGAGUCUAUCCUAGACAAAGAUGACCGGGUACUGGUCAGAAAUGUGAAAUUGAGAGGCAAGCACAAAUUAGCUGAUAAGUGGGAAUCGACUGUCCAUGUUGUGGUGCAACGUGCUGGAGAACUUCCUGUGUACACAGUCAGGCCAGAAAACAAAGAGGGACCAUUGCGUACACUGCACAGGGACUUACUCCGACCUUGCAAUUUCCUGUCAGUGGCCGAAGAAGAUUCCCCUAAAGCUAAAGUAAGGAGGCCUCGAACACGCACAGUCUUACACAAGAGCGACUCAGAAGAAUCAGAGCCCGGUUCAGAUUCAGACGACAAUCCUGUUUACUACUACACAGGUUCUUUAAGGCCUGAGCCAGUGGAAGUCAUUCGGAUCCACGAGAGCAAAGAUCUGGUAUCCAUACCUGUUCCUGAAGUACAGCCUAAACUGAUAGCCAGUCAGCCAAUUCCUGACUUUUGUGCUGAAGACUCACAUGAGAAAAACCCUGAACAUUCACCUGAGAUAAACUCUGGAUACUCACCUGAGAAAAUUCCUGAAAACCUACCUGAUGAAAUUCCUGAAAACUUACCUGAAAGAACUGAAGUUGAUGCUUACUUACCUGUAUCUGAUCAAACUGCAACCCAGGAUACACUGGAACUUAUUGAGUCUGUGGAAAGAGUAGAAGAGAAUGACGAGGUUCAGCAACAGUUCAUGAAUGCAUCCGAAGACAGUGAAACUGAAAUCCCUGUAAGGCAUUCCACAAGGCGUAGAGAAAAGGCUAAGAGGCUAACAUAUCCUGAACUAGGUAAUCCCCUUGUCUCCAUAGUGCAAUCUCUAUUCCAAGGUUUAAGCACUGCCCUUACUCAAUCUCUCAUGGAAACCCCCUAUGUAGACCCAAGCCAACCUGCUAGAAAUGCCCCAUCAUCCCAUGCACAGGGACGUGCAUACAGUUUACGGCGGGAGGGUGUAACCCAGGUUUAGAACACGUAGAGUCAAUGCAAUUCAUUAAUUAUAAUUUGUUUAAAAUAAAUAAAUAAAUUACAUUAUAGACAUAAUAAUGAGACUAAAUAAAACUAAAUAAAUAGGUUAGAACAUAAAUCUAAUUAAUUUGAAGCAUCUAAUACGUAAAAGAUUAUUUAAUUUGGGAAAAUAAACAUAACAGGAAUUAUUAUUAAUGAUCCUUAACAAUAAUAAUAAAAAAAAAAAUAAUUAAAACUAUUAUUAAAAGUCAGUGGCGAUUCCAGGAACGCCCACUGCGCAAAAAUCUAGCCAAUAAAGGUAAAUUAGAAGUUCACUGCGCAAAAAUCUAGCCAAUGAUAAGUGUAAGUCUAGCUAGCUAUGGUAGCCAAUCAGCAGCCAAGUGGGAGUGGCCACGGGUUCCCGCACGGCCAGAAGCUCAGUCGGACGUCGGGGUGAAGAUAGGAAGGAUCGCGGUGCGGCAAUCGCGCUAAAAUUGAGCAAAAACGCUAAAAAAUUAAGCACUUUAAGUGUGAGUACUCUUCACUAGAAGCUGCUUGCAGCCAGUAUUAAAGCUUGGUUAGCUUAAUAAGAGUUUGUAAAGCUAAUUAAAACCGUCAGAGUAGAGGAUUAAGGUGAACUGCUGAGUCAGUUGGAUUUCAUGUGCACAAGAUCGCGUUUCAUGCCGGGUUGCCAGAUUGGUGAAACUUAAACAUUCACGAUUGGAUUUGGCCAGGUUUCUAUGGGAUGAGACUGACUGCUAAGGACAUUCUGCCCAGUCACAUGUAUACCUGUUGCCUGGGAAAACAAGAUGGCGAGCCACAGCCCGUGAGGACAACUUAACUGAGCUUGAGUAUUUUUUUAUUUUUUCCCCCAGGACUAUAUUUUUUUCUUUUUUGAGAGGGUAACUCUUUAAAGUACUGAAGGACAGAGUUCUGAUAGACGGUUGAACAUUUCUCUAAAGAAAAAAAGGACAGCUUUUCUCAAUUUUUCCAUUUUUUUUAAUCUGAAAAAAAAAAAACAA